Chondrus crispus (carragheen) is the source of this 279-nucleotide messenger RNA. RefSeq lists its product as hypothetical. The transcript has a single exon. The record is from RefSeq and is a predicted model, not a curated record. Bases 1 to 279 code for a protein of 92 amino acids. Lineage: Eukaryota; Rhodophyta; Florideophyceae; Gigartinales; Gigartinaceae.
AUGGAUAAGAAGGGGUCAUGGGAGCGCGGGGAGGAGGGAGGGGAGUGCUUGUCUUGCUUAGAGGGAGUGCCAUCCGGACUGCGCUCGGCGAUAGGGGCGGGGCGUGGGCGCCCUGUCGCAAGAUCGGAAAGACACGACUCGCUCAUGUUCGGCCGGGAAAAGCUGCGACUGUGGGCAGUCAUCGCCCCUCGCCGUGUGUUAUUGUUCAUGCUUCCAUUUUCGUACCGCUACGGGCGGUAUUUGCUCGAUGAGAAGCUGUAUCAAGAGGAAUGCAGUUAA